Leptosomus discolor (cuckoo roller) is the source of this 754-nucleotide messenger RNA. The record is from RefSeq and is a predicted model, not a curated record. Lineage: Eukaryota; Metazoa; Chordata; Aves; Leptosomiformes; Leptosomidae.
CUACAAGGGAGAAGAAACAAAAAAAAAAGACUAUCUGAAAAGAAGGAUGUCUGAAACAACAAGCACCAACAAGGAGAAGAAACCUCCUGUGAAUGGGAGAAGAGCUAUCCCAUUAAACAAUUCCAAUGAUGAAGAAAAUGAGGUCCCUGAGAUGGAGGCUUUUGCAGUGCUGCCUAGAGGAUUUAAUCCAAAAGAUUACCUGCGCGUUGUGGAUAUUCAUAUGUUCAAGGAGCCACAUGAGAUCAACAAGCAGCAGCACCACACUGACAAAUACUACAGCCCCAAGCUGAUAGUGCGUCGAGGACAGCCUUUCCAGAUCCAGAUUGACUUCAACCGACCCUACAAGCCAGAGGCAGACCAAUUCUGGCUGGAGUAUUUGAUAGGUCGCUACCCACAGCAAAACAAAGGCACCUACAUCCCGAUCCUACUAGGUGAUGUGCUGAAACCUGGUGAGUGGGGAGCCAAGAUUACCCACAAGGAGAACAACUCUGUUCACCUGUCCAUCAUGUCCUCUGCCACCUGCAUCGUUGGGAAGUUUCGCCUGUACGUUGCUGUCUGGACUCCCUUUGGCAUUCUCCGGACACAGAGAAACUCAACAACUGACACUUACAUCCUGUUCAAUCCCUGGUGCCAGUGGGAUGCUGUGUAUCUCGAUGAGGAGAAGGAAAGGGAAGAAUACGUCCUGAAUGAUGUUGGUAUUGUUUUCCAUGGAAACAUCAACGACAUAAGAUUAAGAAGCUGGAGUUAUGGUCAG